Molecule: messenger RNA, 1508 nt
Organism: Sus scrofa (pig)
Lineage: Eukaryota; Metazoa; Chordata; Mammalia; Artiodactyla; Suidae
Source: RefSeq, a predicted model, not a curated record
AUGCGCACGCCCGUCCUGUCUCGCCCGCGCCUGCCACUCAUACACCAGUCUCCGCCCACACUCUUCACCUGGGCCCGCCCACCCUUGGAGCAAUUUCUUGGCAGAGAUUUUCCCCUCAGCUCCCGCCUAAAGCGCCGAGGUGACGCCCCUCGGGGCAGGUCCGGGCGGCGCACCGGGCGCUUUCAAGUCCCCGGUCCCAGACCUGCAAGUGCGGGCCUGCGCCCGGCGCGGCGGCAGGAACCUCUGUCCUCCUGUGCAGACUCGCCGAGCCCUGAACCGGGCCGGGCUGUCCUCAUCCCGCGGGUUCCCCGGCCCGCCUUAGCUGCUCCCAGAGUUGGGCACCAAAGGCGCCGCUACCUCCCCCGAGGCCUCCCAGCUCCGUCCCUCUCCACCCACACCACCCAGCGCCGCAGCAAGAAUAAUCAUGUUCAGAAUCCACUUUAUAUGAGACGAGACCCCAGCAUCCCCACCUAUGGACUCCGACAGUCUAUCUUACUGAACACCCGGCUUCAGGACUGCUACGUGGACUCUCCAGCUCUGACCAACAUCUGGACAACCAGAACAUGUGCAAAGCAGAAUAUCGGUGCCCCCAUGCCUGGGACCACCUCUUCGUGGGAAGUUGUCAAGAACCCAUUAAUUGCCAGUUCAUUCUCCCUGGUUAAACUGGUGCUCAGGCGACAACUGAAGGAGAAAUGCUGCCCUGUAUCACGCAAGUUUAGAGACGUAAAACCCCUGAAGAGAUUAAAGCCCAAGGAGGUUUCAGUGAUGAAAGCUGUCCAGCGGGGCAGGAUCAGAAACCCCAUCAGUUCCAAGGGCAAGCGGCCAGUGGGGCAGCAGCCAGGCUCACCUAGGUGCAGGAGGCCUUCAGGAGACAUCCAUGAGAGUAAAGAAAGUUCAAAGGAGAAAAAAGUAACAGUCUGCCAAGAUCUUGAGAGCAGAUAUGCUGAACAUGUGGCUGCCACCCAAGGACUACCCCGGGACAUUGGGACAGCGUCCUGGAAGGGCCGAGCCUUGCUUCCUGAAACCAGGAAGCAACAGCCGUUGUCAGAGGACACACUGACCAUCCACGGCCUCCCCACAGAGGGCUACCGGGCUCUGUACCAUGCAGUGGUGGAGCCAAUGCUGUGGAAUCCUUCAGGGACUCCCAAGAGGUACAGCCUGGAGCUGGGCAAGGCCAUCAAACAAAAGCUCUGGGAGGCCCUGUGCAGCCAGGCUGCCAGCCCCCAGGAUCCUCAGGAGGAGCUGCUGCCGGGCAGGAAGCGGCUGGAGGCCCACGAGGAGCUUGUGCCCAAGAAAUGGGCCAAGUUAAAGCGUGAGAAACAGGAAUGGGAGCUCACGGGAUGAGGAUAUUCUCUGCUGGAUGUCUGAAAAAUAAACACCAUUUUGCAGCUUCCACAUACUCUCAGAGUGCUUUAGAAAUUAGUGACUAUGGGAGUUCCAUUGUGGCUCAGCAGGUUAAGAAUCUGACAUAGUGUCUGUGAAGAUGUGGGUUCAAUCCCUGGCCUUGC